GCACGUGACGUCAAGGCCUGGUCACGUGCUCGGUGGCCGCGCGGGAGCGCUCGCGGUGUGGGUGCCGUGAGGAUGUUUCGGUCGCUGCUGCUCCCGCUUCUGCUUCUGCUCCCACCCGCCAGCGCCGCUCCUGCUGCCCGGGCGGUGUGGCCCGGCCUGGAGGAGCGGCUUUAUCCGCAGGUGCGGGACCACUUCAGCUUCGAGACCCGAGGCAACGAGACCUUCCCACAGCGGUACCUGAUGUCGGCAAAGUUCUGGAAGAAAGGAUUUGGACCCAUCUUUUUUUAUGCUGGCAAUGAAGGUGACAUCUGGGCUUUUGCUCAGAACUCUGACUUUAUAUUUGAAUUAGCAGAGGAACAGCAAGCACUUGUCAUUUUUGCUGAACAUAGGUACUAUGGGAAGUCUCUUCCAUUUGGACUUGAGUCAGCACAGCUGAAGAAGACUGCUCUGCUCACCGUGGAACAAGCCCUUGCUGACUAUGCAGUGCUCAUUACUGAGCUUAAGCAGCAGUUUGGUGCUGCAAACUGCCCUGUGAUUGCUUUUGGAGGCAGCUAUGGAGGAAUGCUGAGUGCUUACCUGAGGAUGAAAUACCCAAACGUUGUGGCUGGAGCACUAGCUGCCAGUGCUCCUCUGCUGUCUGUAGCUGGGCUUGGAGACCCCACCCAGUUCUUUAGAGAUGUCACCAUGGAUUUUCAGAAGUCCAGUCUAGGCUGCGUCACAGCUGUCCGCAAGGCCUUCCAGCAGAUCAAGGACCUGUGCCUGAGUGGAGCCUAUGAUGAGAUCAGCAGCAAAAUGGCCACAUGCAGUAAGAUCUCUAACAAAGAGGAUGUUUACCAGCUGUUUGGGUUUGCUAGAAAUGCCUUCACCAUGAUGGCCAUGAUGAACUACCCUUACAAGACUGACUUCAUGGGUCACCUCCCUGCCAGUCCAGUGAAGGUCGGCUGUGAACAAAUUCUUGCCCACAGAGACCCAAUUCAAGGCUUGGCUGCUCUUGUUGGGGUGUUUUACAACUCUUCCGGCUUGGCACCAUGUUAUGACAUAUACCAGCUGUACCGGUCCUGUGCUGACCCCACGGGCUGUGGCAUCGGCUUGGAUGCAGAGGCUUGGGACUACCAGGUUUGCACCGAGAUCAACUUAACUUUCAACAGCAACAAUGUGACAGACAUGUUCCCCGAGAUGCCCUUCACAGAGGCCAUGAGGGAGCAGUACUGUUGGAACAAGUGGCGCGUGAGGCCACGAGCACACUGGUUGCAGACAAACUUUUGGGGAGGAGACCUGAGAAGUGCAAGCAACAUCAUUUUUUCAAAUGGAGACUUGGACCCGUGGGCUGGAGGUGGGAUAAACAGUAGCCUCAGCCCUUCACUGAUUGCACUGACCGUUAAAGGAGGUGCCCAUCACCUUGAUCUCCGGGGACGCAACCCAGCUGACCCGCCAUCGGUCACGGAAGUGCGCAGGCUGGAAGCCAAGAUCAUUGACGGCUGGGUGAAAUCCGCGGGCAAGGAGUGGGCACGGGAGCAGCAUGUGGGAGCUGCAGCAGGCAGCCAGCUGUGAGCCCUCCAUCCCCACAGCCCCCAGGCAGUGCAGGUUCUGAGCCCCUCCAUCCCCACAGUCCCCUGGGUGGUGCAGCUGCCCCAGGACACAGCAGCCUGCUGAGCUGGGUCCAGGCUGUUCUCUCCUCUGCCAUGAUGGUGGAAAUUCCCCUUUCCAAAGUGUCCCACCUGCCCCUCAUUGAGCAUCAAAAGAAAAGCAAAAGGCCAAAUCAUUGACUUGCACCCAAAACCACACUGUUUAGAGCCCAUGCUUGCCUGCUUGAAAUGAGCUGUUACAAGGGGUAGGAAUAAGAAAAGCUUGCCUGGAAGGCCCAAGCACUAUCACAGCUCUAAACAGGAUGGUUGCAUGAGACACCUUAAGCUUGAAGCUAAAUUAUUUUUAGAGAAAAAGUAUUAGAAGGCUAGUGGAAAAGCAGAGGUAUGGUCAUGACUGACGCAGGGGGCUCCACUGGUGACCAGUUAUCUAAAACAGACUGUCAGCCUCAGCCAGGGCUAUGGGUUUGGGGUAUUUUGGUUUUAACUUGCCCAGGAGAUUCCAGUUGCUGAGAUGAAGACUUACACAAACUAAUCCCGGUGCGCUAUGCUGCCACUCAAGGGCUGUGUAUUGGUGACCAGUAAAGCAGACUUCCACUGAGACAUUCUGAGACAUUUUCAGAGCUUUUUAAAACAAAUUACAAGUUUAUUCAAGUGUGUGAUAUCAAAGUUUAUUAAAGUGUGUGAUAUAAUUCCAUGGCUUGGAAUAUAUAACCGAAUGUAUAACUGAAGAAGAUAAAAAGGGUUCCUUCUCACUUUCCCAGGUGGAAUAAUGCAGUAACUCAUGUUUGCACAGAAACAUGGAUUCUUGCCUACUGGAAUGACUAUGCACCAAUAAUUACUAGCAUAAUUGUAAAUGGAUCAACUGAGGCAGCCAGUUGAUUACUAGGGUUUAAUAUUUUUGUAGUGAUUUUAUUACUUUAGUGGAGAGGCCUCCUGUGUCCCCACAGGUUUCCAUUGCUUGUGCAGCACAGUCACAGCAGUGCCUCAGCUCUCUGACACUGCCCAAACAGGUUUUGUGUCAGUGUUUGCACUGCUGGGCCCUCCCUGGUCACAGGAGGGCUGUUUCCCAGAGCCACUGCUUGUACUUCACAAUGUUCAGGUGCUGACACAGGACCCACAUACCUCUGCCCUGUUCUUAAGAACAAAAGGCCGAAGCUUGUGCCCCACCACCCCCCCAAAAAUGCUGGAGAGAGCAGGAACAGAUGGAUCCAUUCCUUUGUCAACUACUUCAGAUACUUGUAAAUGAAGGACAACAUGGAAGACCCGAUUAGUCAACUCCAGUCCCCAAGAAAGCUGCUGUAAGCCUGCCAGUGGCACCACAUCUUCAGAAGGACCCAAAUCCUCUGUUCAUGCAGAUGAAAGCCUCCACUGGCCCUGCUCAGAGCUGCCACCAUCCCUUCUGCUCUUGCUCAAGUUAGGCUUUGUGUUUGUUGCUCCAGCUGUGGCUUAUACAAGGCUGUCACACCCAGCCUUACUGAGGUGCUGGACUCAUGUUCAUCCUCCAUGCUCAGAGCCCUCAAUGUUCUGGAAUUCAGAUUUGCUGUAUCCAGGCAUUAUUCAGGAUUAGCACCACAAUAA
Molecule: messenger RNA, 3164 nt
Organism: Chiroxiphia lanceolata (lance-tailed manakin)
Lineage: Eukaryota; Metazoa; Chordata; Aves; Passeriformes; Pipridae
Gene: DPP7
Product: dipeptidyl peptidase 7
Exons: 13
Coding region: 73-1551 (492 amino acids)
Biological process (GO): proteolysis
Cellular component (GO): vesicle
Molecular function (GO): dipeptidyl-peptidase activity; serine-type exopeptidase activity
Source: RefSeq, a predicted model, not a curated record